This is a messenger RNA of Prorocentrum cordatum, 441 nucleotides long. NCBI's taxonomy places the organism in Eukaryota, Dinophyceae, Prorocentrales, Prorocentraceae. The record is from the annotation of a GenBank genome assembly.
AUGAUGUUAGGCACCCUUGUGUCUUACUUCGUGAUCCAGGGCUCCGCGUUUGCGGUGGACAGGCCUGAAGACAGGGCUGGCCUGCGCACGGAUGCCGAGGUCCAGGAACACGUUGACUCCGAGUCCAGGCUCGAAACUCCUUACGCACUGGCAGGCCUGGUCAUUUGCGUGGUAGAAUUUGCUUAUCAUUUGUUCGACCAGAGCAGAUCUGCGGGUGCUCUCGAAGGCCUGGUGGACGACAUGAUCGUUGAGGCGUACGUCGAUGACUUAAAAGCGGGCCAGAGUUUCAAUCCGAGGCGCCAUGGCGAAGUUCAGGGACAGCACGUGGGCAUCGCGGUUGAGCGGCGGCCUCGAGGAGGCUUUGAUCAAUGGCCAGGACCUCUCGGAGAUACAGCGCAUGUGCAAGAUCUUGCACCCGUUCUUCAUCAAGUACGACACUGA